Messenger RNA from Nasonia vitripennis (jewel wasp), 1443 nucleotides. It is a transcript of the gene Or92, whose product is annotated as odorant receptor 92. Gene Ontology annotation, molecular function: olfactory receptor activity; odorant binding. The record is from RefSeq and is marked reviewed. Gene Ontology annotation, cellular component: plasma membrane. NCBI's taxonomy places the organism in Eukaryota, Metazoa, Arthropoda, Insecta, Hymenoptera, Pteromalidae. Gene Ontology annotation, biological process: sensory perception of smell; detection of chemical stimulus involved in sensory perception of smell.
AGUUACUGCUGGAUUGUUGACGGAAGCGUACCUUUUGUUUGCUUGCGAAAGCAAUAAGAUUCCCACUUCUUAAUAUUACUAGUAGUAAAAUACCAUACAACUUUUCCGAAGCUCAUUGGUUUAUUAUGUGAUUAUUUUCCGUUAAAUAGAUCAAUGCAUUAGUUAAAGUAUAAUUAAAUCACUAGCUCGCGGAAUUUUAAAAAAUAAAAAAAAAUGCAAUCUCUAAAAGUUUCCUUUACGAUAUUAACCUACUGUGGGAUUUGGCAACCCAUUUACUGGACAUCGGGUUGGCACAGAACAUCGUUCAACUUUUGUCGUGUUGUCUUCAGGCCGCUGCCUUACUUAUUAGCUAGCGCGCAACUGGCAAGAAUCGCAUUAGUGGAUAUGAGUUUUGAAGAACUUACCGAGGUAAUCUUCAUUCUGCUAUCCAUCGUCAAUAUCUGUUGCAAGUCAGUGAGUAUUCUGAUGCGUCGUGCUGAUCUGAUCAAAUUGACAAAGAUGCUUGGCAUCGUCUCCGCAAGCCCUCAAGACUCGGAUGAAUUCAACAUACAACAUCAAUACCACCAAUUCAUACGGUACGUCACGCUGUCAAGUUUGGUUCUCGUCGAGAUAACAGCGAUAACAUUUCUGAUACCACCGUUUUUCCAACCAGAGAACAACCGCACAUUGCCCUUCAAAAUUUGGUUGCCCUACGACUACUCUAUGGAUAAGUUGUUUUGGAUCACUUAUUUUCCCGAAUCAAUCACCAUAAUAUUAGCCUCUCUUAUCUCAGUCUCAAGUAAUACCUUGAUAUUCGGGUUUUUAAUUGAAGCAUGUGGUCAGUUUGAACUUCUGAAUCACAGAUUUAUGACUAUGCCACUGUACAUAGAAGAUUUUGCCAAAGGUGAAAAAAUUACAACCUACGAAGUUUGUAAACUAGAAAAGCAGUUGCUGAGUCGAAAUAUUCGUCACCAUACGUUUAUAUUUGAGUUCGUCGACAUUUUUAAGAAAACAUUUAGUUCAGCAAUAAUCGGACAAUAUAUCGUAAGUUCAUUGGUGAUUUCAACAAGUGUGUAUCAAUUGUCAACGAACACUACAAUGGAUGUGGUCUUCUUUACAAAUUUACUCUAUUUGAUGUGUAUGCUGUUGGAAUUUUUCCUUUACUGUUGGUUUGGCAAUGAAUUGACAGUGAAAAGCGAGGAUUUUGGCCGGAAGGUUUUUAGGACAAACUGGCUUGCAUUAAGCACAAAAUCCAACAAGGAUAUUUUUGUUGCAAUGCUACGAUCGUCAAAACCAAUUAUAGUGUCCACUGGAUUUUUCGCUGUUCUAUCACUGGAAUCUUUUAUGAAAAUAAUCAAACUUUCGUUCUCGGCUUUUAAUGUUUUACGAACAGCGUCGGAUUACCAAUGAUUCAAUGUUGACUUAAUGCUUUGUUGCUGGAAUAAAAUUUGUUCAUAAUUUUCA